GAUUCUGUGAGCAGGAAGCACCUUAGACACCAGGCCUGGGCAGGCAGGAACCAGGAGAAUGGCUGCAAUGACUUCAACAGUACUGGUGGACAUACAGGAGGAGGUGACCUGCCCCAUCUGCCUGGAGCUCCUGACAGAACCCCUGAGCAUAGACUGUGGCCACAGCUUCUGCCAAGCCUGCAUCACAGAGAAUAGCCAGGAAUCGGAGAUUGACCAAGAAGGGGAAAGGAGCUGUCCCGUGUGCCAGACCAGUUACCAGCUCAGGAACCUGCGGCCUAAUCGGCACCUGGCCAACAUAGCAGCGAGGCUCAGAGAGGUGGUGUUGGGCUCAGGGAAGGAGCUGAAGGUGAUUCUCUGUGCGCACCAUGGAGAGAAACUCCAGCUCUUCUGUAAGGAGGAUGGGAAGGUCAUUUGCUGGCUUUGCGAGCGGUCUCAGGAGCACCGUGGUCACCACACGUUCCUCAUGGAGGAGGUUGCCCAGGAGUACCAGGAGAAGUUCCAAGAGUCUUUGAAGAGGUUGAGGCAAGAGCAGCAGGAAGCUGAGAAACUAAAAUCUGUUAUCAUAGAGAAGAGAACAUCGUGGAAGAAUCAGAUGGAGCCUGAGAGACACAGGAUCCAGACAGAGUUUAAUCAGUUGAGAAGAAUCCUGGACAAAGAGGAGCAGCGACAACUGAAAAACCUGGAGGAAGAACAGAGCAAGGGGCUGAGUAUUAUAGACGAGGCUGAGGAUGAGCUGGUCCACCAGAGCCAGGCGCUGAGAGAGCUUAUCUCAGACCUGGAGCAUCGGUGUCAGGGGUCCGCGAUGGAACUGCUGCAGGAUGUGAGUGAUGUCACGGAAAGGAGUGAGCUCUGGACCCUGAAGAAGCCACAAGCUCUCCCCACCAAGCUGAAGAGUGUGUUUCGAGCCCCAGAUCUGAAAAAGAUGCUGCGAGUGUUCAGAGAGCUGACAGAUGUCCAAAGCUAUUGGGUGGACGUGACUCUGAAUCCACAAACAGCUAAUUUAAACCUUGUCCUGUCUAAAAACCGAAGACAGGUGAGAUUUGUAGGCACCAAGCUGUCUGAGUCUCAUCUGGAAGAGCAUUAUGACUGUGGAAUCCUGGGCUCUCAGCACUUCUCCUCAGGAAAACACUACUGGGAGGUAGAUGUGGCCAAGAAGACUGACUGGAUCCUGGGGGUGUGCAGUGAUGCAGUGGGACCUUCAUUCUCUUUCAACCAGUUUGCAAACAAUCGGAAUGUUUACUCCAGAUAUCAACCUCAAAGUGGGUACUGGGUGAUUGGGUUACGGCAUAAACAUGAAUAUAGAGCCUAUGAGGAUUCUUCUAGUUCCCUGCUCCUCUCCAUGACGGUGCCCCCUCGCCGUGUUGGGGUUUUCUUAGACUAUGAGGCUGGCACUGUCUCCUUUUUCAAUGUCACGAACCAUGGCUUACCCAUCUACACCUUCACUAAAUAUUACUUUCCUACCACUCUUUGUCCAUAUUUUAAUCCUUGCAACUGUGUAGUCCCGAUGACCUUGCGUCGCCCAAGCUCUUGAACAUUCUGCUGUCCCCAACCAUAUCUGAGCAGUGUCCUUUGAGCCUCAUCUGCACCUCAGUCUCCUUUCUGACCUAUUUUCUGCAUUCUC
Hipposideros armiger (great roundleaf bat) is the source of this 1621-nucleotide messenger RNA. RefSeq names its product tripartite motif containing 6 (gene TRIM6). NCBI's taxonomy places the organism in Eukaryota, Metazoa, Chordata, Mammalia, Chiroptera, Hipposideridae. The transcript is spliced from 7 exons. Gene Ontology annotation, molecular function: zinc ion binding; protein binding. The record is from RefSeq and is a predicted model, not a curated record. Bases 59 to 1531 code for a protein of 490 amino acids.